Uloborus diversus is the source of this 1717-nucleotide messenger RNA. RefSeq names its product polycomb protein eed-like. Lineage: Eukaryota; Metazoa; Arthropoda; Arachnida; Araneae; Uloboridae. Gene Ontology annotation, cellular component: ESC/E(Z) complex. Gene Ontology annotation, molecular function: protein binding; nucleosome binding. The transcript is spliced from 12 exons. Bases 199 to 1566 code for a protein of 455 amino acids. Gene Ontology annotation, biological process: negative regulation of transcription by RNA polymerase II. The record is from RefSeq and is a predicted model, not a curated record.
CAACAUCGGAAGCCGAUCGUUUUGAAACAAAGACGACUUGUUUUUGCUAAAACGUUUACAUUGACAUUUUAAUAUUUAGUUUUCGAUAAUGUUAUGAUUAUUUUUGGAAUUCUUGACUUUGUAAAAAGUGCAAAAUGUCUUCUAUGUGUUUUUUAUGUAAUGUUAAUUAUCCUGUCAUAAAAUGAAAAUCAUAAUUGAAUGUUCUUUUUGAAGAGCUUCCAAUUCUUUAACAAGUUUGUUCCUACGUUUAAUAAUAGAAUGUCUGAUACUGAAACAAUGCCUUCUGUAAGAAAAGCUAGAGCUGUAGCCAUGCAACUAAUCAGUCAGUCUGAUCAUUCUACUCAUGAAGAGUCUGGAGAUGAUGUUGAUGAAACUUCUAGCAUUGGUAGUGGUUCUACAUUGGACAAUGCUUCUCGUAGUGAUACCCCGACUAAUAGGGGUCGUCGAAGAGGAAAAGGCAGAUGGAAAUUCAAAAACUGUAAAUUGGCUUACAAAUGUACCACUUUUAUCAAGGAAGAUCAUGGCCAGCCCCUGUUCGGUGUCCAGUUCAAUCCUUAUCUGAAGGAUGGUCAAAAUAUUUUUGCUACUGUGGGUAGUAACAGAGUUACAAUUUAUGAAUGUUUGGAAGAUAAUUUUAAAUUGAUUCAGGCUUAUGCUGAUCCUGACCCUGAUGAAAAUUUUUAUACAUGUGCUUGGUCUUAUGAUGACGUUAGUGGACAUCCUCUCUUAGCUGCAGCUGGAACUAGAGGUGUAAUAAGAAUCAUUGGACCAGCUGUUCAGAAGACUAUUAAACAUUACAUUGGUCAUGGGAAUGCAAUUAAUGAGUUAAAAUUUCACCCUUUUGAUUGCAAUUUGUUGCUCUCUGUUAGCAAAGAUCAUGCUCUACGUUUAUGGAACAUUAAAACUGAUCAGUGCAUUGCAAUAUUUGGCGGUGUUGAAGGUCACAGAGAUGAAGUCUUGAGUGCUGACUUUGAUCUUCUUGGUCAAAAAGUUGUGUCUUGUGGAAUGGAUCACUCUUUAAAGAUUUGGGAAAUCAAUGAAGAAAAAGUGCGAACAGCCAUUAGAGAAUCUUAUAACUACAAUCCAGUUAAAAGUAAUAAGCCCUUCAAUACCUUGAAGCAACAUUUUCCAAUCUUCACAACUCGUGAUAUACAUAUGAACUACGUUGAUUGUGUCCGAUGGAUGGGAAACUUAGUAUUGUCAAAGUCCUGUGAGAAUUGCAUCAUUUGUUGGAAACCUGGGCAACUUGAACAGCAAGAAAUUUCUGCAGCAGAUAAUUCCGUAACUAUCGUGCAACGCUAUGAAUUCAAAGAAUGUGAAAUAUGGUUUAUGAGAUUUUCAUUAGAUGCUGAACAAAAGAUUUUGGCUCUCGGCAAUCAGGUUGGACGAGCCUUUGUAUGGGAUUUGGAUGUUGAUGACCCUGGAUCAGCAAGAUGUACAGUGUUAACUCAUCCAAAGUGUAACAGUCCUAUCCGACAAACAAGUUUGAAUAAAGAUGGCUCAAUUUUGUUGUGUGUAUGUGAUGAUGGUUCAGUAUGGAGAUGGGACAGAAUAAGCAAAGUUUAAUGCUCUGUAAAUAGUUUCAUGUAAUAAAUUUUUUAAAACAUUUUACUUCUUAGUAUAUCCUUUUUAAAAUUUAUAACUAAAACAUUUCCUUUGAUGAGUAAUUGUAUGUUCCAAUGAUUGUUAUCUAAAUUAACAUAAUGUAUCCAAGAUA